AUGGCGACCACAGCCGGAUCUCAUCUAAAACAAAUGGAGGGAGAGGAGGGACAUGAUUCUCCCCGUACCCACAAGUGCAGCUAUUGUGAGAAGGAGUUUCCCUUCAAAGGUAGCCUGGAUCUUCACCUGCGAACUCACACUGGUGAGAGACCAUACCAGUGUGGAGAAUGCGGGAAACGGUUUAUUCAGCUAUGUAAUCUGAAAGACCACAUGAGAACUCACACCGGUGAGAGACCGUACGAGUGUGAAUAUUGCAACAAGUGCUACAGUCGACCAUACCAGUGUGAUUAUUGCGGGAAACGGUUUAGUCAACGAUCUAAUGUGGAGGACCACAUGAGGACUCACACCGGUGAGAGACCGUACGAGUGUGAAUAUUGCAACAAGCGCUUCAGUCAGGCAGCUCAUCUGAAGGCGCACCUGAUGGACAGCUUUAGUGCCAGACAGGCGGACGUCUACUGA
Messenger RNA from Branchiostoma floridae (Florida lancelet), 459 nucleotides. Its product is annotated as zinc finger protein 418-like. The coding region runs from base 1 to 459 and encodes 152 amino acids. NCBI's taxonomy places the organism in Eukaryota, Metazoa, Chordata, Leptocardii, Amphioxiformes, Branchiostomatidae. The transcript has 3 exons. Gene Ontology annotation, biological process: regulation of transcription by RNA polymerase II. The record is from RefSeq and is a predicted model, not a curated record. Gene Ontology annotation, molecular function: RNA polymerase II cis-regulatory region sequence-specific DNA binding; DNA-binding transcription factor activity.